This is a messenger RNA of Owenia fusiformis, 2768 nucleotides long. The record is from the annotation of a GenBank genome assembly. Lineage: Eukaryota; Metazoa; Annelida; Polychaeta; Sabellida; Oweniidae.
GCAGACUAACAGUAGCCAUAUUUCGAAAAAUAUAGGUGUAAAAUUUUCCUUAUAAAAAAGUCGAAAUAUUAACGAAUCAGUUGGUUAUAGUACAUAAUAUUAGGCAUGGAUAGAGAUCAUCUAUGUCAGAGUCUCUUGACAUGGAUGCAUACAUUCAGUGUGGAGACAACAUUUAAGACAGCUGAGGAUGUCAUAGAUGGCGUUGUCAUGUCAGAAAUACUCAAUCAAAUUGCCCCUGAAUUCUUCAAUGAAGCAUGGAUGGCAAAAGUGAAGAAAGAAUCUGGAGGUAAUUGGCGAUUAAAAGUCAGCAAUCUAAAAAAGAUCUUAAAGGGCAUCUUAGAAUAUUAUCAAGAGGUCCUAGGUCAACAAAUAAGUGAUUUCCACAUGCCAGAUGUAAAUGCAAUAGGUGAGAAAUGUGACCACAGUGAGCUGGGAAGACUCAUCCAGUUGAUCCUGGGUUGUGCAGUGAACUGUGAUGAUAAACAGGAUUACAUUCAGAGGAUCAUGUCCAUGGAGGAAGAGGUCCAGCAUGUAGUCAUGAAUGCAAUUCAAGAGUUGAUGUCCAAGGAAAGUCCAGCAGGUUUUGGUGAAGGAUCUUCAGAAAUAGGGGACCAGCUUAAGAGAACCAUAGCUGAGUUGAACAGUGUCAUAUCACAGAAAGAAGAAACUGAACAGAGGUGUCAUGAGUUAGAUCUACAGGUUUCUGCUUUGGUUGAAGAAAAAACAAUGUUGUUUGAUGAAAAUGAAAGAUUACGAGAUAGUCAACAAAAUCAAAAUGACAGUUUAGAUGACCCAAGUACACCUGCUGGCCGGAGGUACCAUCAGUUACAAAUACAGGUUGAAAAUCAGCAAGAAGAACUCUUCAGAAUGGAAGCUGCGAGGGAUGAUUAUAGAAUAAAAGUGGAAUUACAAGAAAAAGAAAUCUUAGAUUUACAACAAAAGAAUGAUGAGUUGAACUCAUUAGCAGAGGAGGCUCGCGCUCUGAAGGAUGAAGUUGAUAUCCUCCGCCACACGGCAGAUAAAGUAGCAAAGUAUGAAUCUACAAUAGAAACAUAUAAAAAGCGGCUAGAAGAACUGAGUGACCUAAGGGGCCAAAUAAAGAUAAUGGAAGAGAAGAAUACAAACUACAUGCAAAAACAGCUGGAGCUAGAAGAGGAGCUAAGGAAGGGUGGUAAUGUGAAGAGUUCUCUUGAUCUCUACAAGCGCCAGGUGCAAGAGCUACAAAUGAAGGCUGGCGAUGAGACAAAGAGGGCUGACAAAGCAGUUUUUGAAGCAAAAAGAUUACAAGAAAAACUACAGUCCUUGCAAAGAGAUAAAGAGAGGCUAGCAGCUGAGCGUGAUUCUUUAAAGGAAACCAAUGAAGAGCUGACUCUCAAUCAGCUAAAUCAAGAGAACUUACUUCCUAGUCAUUCAUUGUCAGGUGAACUAGCAGCCAGUCCACUUGGAGAGUCAGCAGGGUCGUUAGAGUUGAUGAAUGUUCCACCAGAGAUAAGAGAGAAAAUUAUACGGCUGACACAUGAAAACAAAAUGCUGAAAUUAUCUCGAGAGGGAAGUGAUGAUGAAAAUGUUCAAAUGUUGAGGAACAUGUUAGAUGACACAGAGACGAGAAAGCAAGAGCUUGAAACGGAAAAUAGGAUCUGCAACCAGCGUAUAUUGGAAUUAGAAGCCACUGUUGAAGAUAUACAAGAGAGCCAGACAAGUCAAAGUGAUGACUCUGCUGAUCUCAGGAAAAAACUUAAUGAACAUAUCCAGAAAAAUAGAGACUUAGAUACUGAUUUACAACGAAAAAAGUCUCAUAUAGAAGAACUAGAACCUAGAAUCAGCUCAUAUAAUGAUAAAAUAAACACUUUGCAAGAUGCACUCAGUAAAAAGGAAGAUGAGAUGAAAGCAAUGGAGGAGAGGUAUAAGAAAUAUCUAGAGAAAGCCAAAAGUGUUAUCAAGGCUUUGGACUCUAAACAGAACCCAGGAAAUGCACCUGAGAUCCAGGCAUUAAAGAAUCAACUAGCUGAAAAAGAUAAACUCAUAGAACAUUUAGAGAAAGACCAUGACAAAGCAAAGGCAGUAAGAGAACAAGAGGAAAAAUUAGUUGUCACAGCAUGGUAUAAUUUGGGAAUGCAGCUUCAUAGGAAAGCAGCAGAAGAGAGGUUGACCAACAGUGGUGCAGGGCAGUCCUUCUUGGCCAGACAAAGACAAGCUCAUACACGCAGAACCCCCUCAGUUGCAAUGGGACACCCCACAGCAUCUAGGUGAUCCUCUGGUGUUUUAGUGCAGACAAAUUGGGUCUAUUUUAGAGACUCUAAUAUUUUAGCAUAAAUUAUAUAAUAUAUUACGCCAUACAAAAGUUUAAUAAUGAAACAAAAGCUCAUAGAUUUUAUAUCAGAACUGAAUAUCAUAAUUGUUCAGAAUAUAUCAAAUUUCAACAAAGAUCAAAUUGCAAUUAUAUGAGGAAAAUAUGUUAUUUAGAGGGCUUCAAAUAAGUAAAGUACAUGUAUACCAGUAUAAUGUAUUCUUAGUGUUCCUAUAUCAAUAUGCCAUGACAUUUCAUGAUGAAUGCAAGCUUAUAAGGAAGUUAAUAACAGUUAUUAGAGAGGUUUUGCACAACAUUUUCAGCUCAACGUAUCUUAAAUCCAUAACGCAUUCACCAGAUUUAUGCGUAGCAGGAUUUCAAUUAAGAUGGGAUGUGGUUGCAGAGAUAUGUUUUAGCUAUAACCCGUUGUGCAAAACCUCUCUAUUGUCAUUCUAGAAACUUAGCUAAUUGACUAGAUGCC